GUCCGAGUCACAGAUCUGAGUUCAGUUCAGUUCAGUUGAUUUCAUGAUGUGGAAUGAGUGACAUGGCAUGUACAACUGACAGCAGGGCACUACCUUCUGGACUUUACUGCCUUUAUCAGAGCUCUGCAAUCCAUUUAUAUACAGUGCUGAUACAUUCUCAACACUUACACACAGAAGAGGACAAGAGAAAAAGCCGGCAGACAAUCAUGAAAAUCCUUGUAGUGUUUGUUAUUGCAGCUUUCUCUGGUUGCCAUGCCAGUAUGAUGUGGCAGGACCAACCAGAGAACAAUAUGGAUCUGGUGAAAAAUGCAUUCUGGAAUUAUGUGUCUCAGGCAACUCUCACAGCUGAGGACACACUGCAGAUGAUUAGAAACUCAGAACUGGGUCAAGAAAUCAAUGACAGGAUAUCUAAAGGUGCUGAUGCCAUCAAUGGAUACACCCUGGCCAUUCAAAGCCAAAUAACUCAUCUGACACAAAACCUGCUGGCCAAACUUUCCCAGGAGGCAGAUCAGUUGAAACUGCGCCUGGAACAGGAAAUGACAUCUGUGCAGUCCCAGCUCAAGCCAUAUGUUGAGGAGAUCAGAGUUGAUAUUGAGGAGCAGGUUGAGCGGCUGAAGAAGGAUGUGGCCUCGUAUGCAGAAACCAUGAAUUCUGAAGCCCUGAAAUCUACUCUGGUUCAGGGGGCUGAGGAGCUGAAGGCAAAACUAGAGAGAAGUUUCAUGGAAAUGAGACCUCAAACCGAGGAGCUGAAGCAGAAACUGGACCAACACUUUUUGGAGUUUCAGAUGAGCAUGACUCCAUUAGCCCAAAGCUUUCAGAGUCAGCUGGCCCAGGGAAGUCAGGAGCUUCAGAAGAAUCUUUCUCCCUAUUCAGAGGAGCUGAGAAAACUGGAUCCAUAUGCCCAGGACCUGAAGGCCCAGUUAACAGCUCUCUGGGAGUCUUUUGACAAGAUCGGCAGAUCUUGAAAGACCUUAGAGACUUUAUGGAGACCUUAUGGAAAUGCAAAAAGGUGCUUCUGUUACCAUUGGGGUUUCACCUAAUAUAUUCUUUGUUGCUCAUGUAUGUUUUUCAAAAAAUUGCUAAAUAAAUACGUAAA
Molecule: messenger RNA, 1096 nt
Organism: Ctenopharyngodon idella (grass carp)
Lineage: Eukaryota; Metazoa; Chordata; Actinopteri; Cypriniformes; Xenocyprididae
Gene: apoa4a
Product: apolipoprotein A-IV a
Exons: 4
Coding region: 54-965 (303 amino acids)
Biological process (GO): cholesterol biosynthetic process; positive regulation of lipid biosynthetic process; triglyceride homeostasis
Cellular component (GO): high-density lipoprotein particle; blood microparticle; extracellular region
Molecular function (GO): phospholipid binding; phosphatidylcholine-sterol O-acyltransferase activator activity; cholesterol binding
Source: RefSeq, a predicted model, not a curated record